Messenger RNA from Spizellomyces punctatus DAOM BR117, 1284 nucleotides. RefSeq lists its product as uncharacterized. The record is from RefSeq and is a predicted model, not a curated record. NCBI's taxonomy places the organism in Eukaryota, Fungi, Chytridiomycota, Chytridiomycetes, Spizellomycetales, Spizellomycetaceae. The coding region runs from base 23 to 1147 and encodes 374 amino acids. The transcript is spliced from 2 exons.
CACUUUCUUUUUUCAAUCUACCAUGAACGAUGGCAUCCUACCCGAAAUUCCGAGCCGCUCUACGACACCUACUCUCUCGGCCCGCUUUGCAAUACCGACGUCCCUCCAAGACACGGUUAAUAAAGUCGAGAGGGCAAGGGAGCUAGAACGAAGCGAAAUUCAGCGUAAUGCAAAUGAAUUACAAAAGAAGGAUGCUUUAACCGGAAUGGUACCGCUCAUGUCCGUCACGGGGAGUGGGUCGGGGGAACAGGCGAGGCUUGCGCUUCUUGAUAAGCGAAAAGGACGUGCAAGUUUAGUUGGAUCACCCAGAGGACGAGAGUCACCAGUGUUAAUGUCAAGACCGGGCUCUAUUGUCCUUCGACCUAGUUCUACUGCAAAUUUGGACUCUGCACCUAGCACCGCCCUUUCCUCCCGUCCCCAGUCGGCAAAGCCCGCCUCAUCAUCAGAACCAGAACCAGAACAGGCUGAAGAUCAAACCCCCACCUCGUUGAUAGAAGAGUACAUAUCACAGUUAACCGCAAGAUCCAUACUGGUGGUUGAGAAGCUCCCCCACAUCCGAUGGGAAAAGAACGGGAUGCUGGAUCUGAAAGAAAAGGGGCGUUUAGUGAAUAGAAUUCUGGAAUUGGAAACAAAGAUUGGGGAGACGUCGGUGGAGAUCACAAAGACCUCGGGGGUGAAGGCAGAAUUGUUGAAAGAGUUGGAUGGAUGGAGAAAGAAAAAGGAAGGGAUGGACGCCAUUUUAACCGAUCUCCUCCUUCUUCAUCGGGACUUGAUCGCCCGUCGAUCCCAAUACUUUGAACAAAUGAUGACCAACUUAUCCCAAAACACCCUAGACUCGAACGUCAGCCUGUCGAGCACAGCUACAACAACCCGACGCACCCGUAGACGAGAUUUGCGAUCCCACAUUGGACUUCAACAACAACGAUCACAUCUGGGGUUGAAUGCAAAUAUGGCGGAUCCGGGUAGAUCACAUUUGACGUUGGAGCGGCUCGGGGAAGGUGGAUUGCGGUCUCAUUUCAACAAUAGUGCUAUGUAUCAUCUGGAACAGGGGAUGGUGCCGCAGCGGGGUUUAGACAGUAGCAGUUCGUUAGGUAGUACGGCUGGUAUAGAGGGUGGUUUUACAAUAGUCAUUGAGCCAAGUGCCUAAAAAGAUGGCAAGUUUCCAGAAUCUUGACAUGUUGAGCCAACACUCACAUUAAUUCAAGAGAAAAUUGCAGCACAGUUUCCAAAAGUAAAAAAAUUCAAAAUUGUAUUUCACAUAAUAGAAUAAUAUGUAAGGUGCAA